UACGUCACUUCCUGCUACAAAAAUUGUAUCACUGCGUUCUAGAUCUUGUAUUUACCUGUCAUCAUCUUGUGAAAUAGUGGUUUCUUAAUAGUCCACACUGUCGUGACUCAGGAGUAUUUAGGCUUAAUUUUUCCAAUUAGUAAUUUUGUAAAAAUGGCUGAAGCCGAUUGGGAAGAAGUUACCUACAUUGGACACAGAGCCAAAGCAAACCAGCAGAGAUCGAAGCAGGCUAUUAAUUCAGCAAUGAGAAGUGGAGCAGAUAUUGAAACCACAAAAAAAUAUUCUGCAGGUCAAAACAAACAACUGUCAGCAGCAAAAAACACAGCAAAAUUGGAUCGUGAAACAGAGGAAUUGCAUCAUGACCAUGUCAGUCUGGAUGUUGCUAAACUGAUUCAGCAGGGUCGACAGUCAAAAGGAUUAACACAGAAGGACCUUGCCCAGAGAAUUAAUGAGAAACCCCAGGUGAUCAAUGAGUAUGAAUCUGGCCGUGCCAUACCUAACAACCAAAUAAUGGGCAAGUUAGAAAGAGCACUUGGUAUUAAACUUCGUGGGAAGGAUAAGGGCACAGCCAUUGCUACUCCUGCUGCCAGCGUGGCUGCUACUCCUGCAAAGAAGUGACUGCCUUCUGUAACAUUGUUUUGGAAAUUCUUCAGAAACGAACUUUUGGGUUUUUUUAACCAACACUGUGCAGUGUUCAGCUUUCUUGUUUCAGCAUGCAGUUAGCACGAAGAAUAUAUAACUAUAUGCAAUGGUAACCUUAAGAGUCAUUAUUAUUAACAAACCUUUAAAAAAAAAAUAUUUGACAGGAUACAUCUUUCUCGGGAAUUCAUAAAUGCGUCAUGCAUCCUCUUUUUUUAGGGAAGGGUUUUAUGUUCAUUUUUACAUAUACUUAUGUAAAGUUUAUCAUUUUUUAGAUAUAGUGCAUACCAAUUUGCUUUGUAGGGACAUGGAUGGGGUAAGCAUUUAUGCUCAAGAAACAGAUUGUGAUUUUUCUGAACAUAUGCAAUGCACAUUUUGUGUUGUGAAAUUCGUAUCCAAGAGCCAUGUUUGACAGGAUUCAUUGGCCAUCACCUGUGACAUUGGUAAUCUAACCAGUGCUUUCGUCUGGCUUCCACAGGAUACAUGCUUAUGGAGAUGGAACUUUCUUGUACUACUCCUCCUUUUGCCUUGUGCCAAUAAAGUGUUUGUUCAUGAAACAUA
Messenger RNA from Pomacea canaliculata, 1200 nucleotides. Its product is annotated as endothelial differentiation-related factor 1-like. NCBI's taxonomy places the organism in Eukaryota, Metazoa, Mollusca, Gastropoda, Architaenioglossa, Ampullariidae. Gene Ontology annotation, cellular component: nucleus. The transcript has 5 exons. The record is from RefSeq and is a predicted model, not a curated record. Bases 154 to 618 code for a protein of 154 amino acids. Gene Ontology annotation, molecular function: DNA binding.